Molecule: messenger RNA, 525 nt
Organism: Akanthomyces muscarius
Lineage: Eukaryota; Fungi; Ascomycota; Sordariomycetes; Hypocreales; Cordycipitaceae
Exons: 1
Coding region: 1-525 (174 amino acids)
Source: RefSeq, a predicted model, not a curated record
AUGCCUACCAUUACCUCCGUCAUCACUGGUGCUGAGCUGUUUGGGGAUGGGCCCCUAACGCCAGCGCAGCGCUUUUACCAGCAGUACGCUACCGCAAUCACUGCUAAAAAUCUGAGCGACGAAAAAAUCCCAUUUUACGCUAAAGAUGCUGUUUUCCAUAAUCAGAACGGUGUGGAUUACAGUGGCGAUCAAAUCUGGCCUUGGAUCACACAGCUAUUUGGUCAGUUCGAGAGGCUUUCUCACGACAUACUGAAGCUUUCGGAAAUUCACAAUGACAACGGAACCAUUGAUCUGGUGUCCCAAGCGGUCCGUCAUAUUUGGGCCAUCGGCAACAAAAGCGACAAGCCUACUGUCAGCGUUCCUCUCUCGAUGGUUUGCAAGCUCAGCUACAACAACGCGCCGCGGACUGUAGAGGGCAUACAAUACAAAGAAGUGUGGCUCUAUUGGGAUACUUACAAACUUUUGCCGUUCUUCUUACCAGACUCGAUUGUAUUUAGUUCAAGCGUGGUUCUUCCUGGGAAAUAA